Micropterus salmoides (largemouth bass) is the source of this 422-nucleotide messenger RNA. Its product is annotated as interleukin-8-like. The transcript is spliced from 4 exons. NCBI's taxonomy places the organism in Eukaryota, Metazoa, Chordata, Actinopteri, Centrarchiformes, Centrarchidae. The record is from RefSeq and is a predicted model, not a curated record. Gene Ontology annotation, biological process: inflammatory response; neutrophil chemotaxis; antimicrobial humoral immune response mediated by antimicrobial peptide. Bases 110 to 391 code for a protein of 93 amino acids. Gene Ontology annotation, cellular component: extracellular region. Gene Ontology annotation, molecular function: CXCR chemokine receptor binding; chemokine activity.
AGAAGAAAAGGGCUUACGGAGCAGAUGUGUAUCACAGUUUAUUGCUGCAGAGGUUGAAUGACUACUGACUAACACUACUUCUAUCUCUGACUUCAGUUUCAGAGCAGAUAUGUCUAUUAUCACUAUUGUGGCACUCCUGGUCAUCCUGUCCAUCCAAGAGGGUACAUGUCUGGGGGAUCAAGGAGUGAAUCUUCGAUGUCGAUGCAUCGCCAAGGAGAAAAGGCCCAUUGGACGUUACAUAGGACAGGUGGAGGUGCAUCCUGCCAGCUCACACUGCAAUGACAUUGAGAUAAUUGCCACUCUUAAAAACAAUGGGGAAAAGAUUUGUCUGGACCCUAAUGCUCCUUGGGUCAAAAAAGUGCUUAAGAAGAAAGUAAAGCAAACACGAUGAAGAACAAACCUUCAAGGAUUUGGCUUGGAUA